This is a messenger RNA of Tarenaya hassleriana, 1647 nucleotides long. Its product is annotated as mitochondrial inner membrane protein OXA1-like. Gene Ontology annotation, biological process: protein insertion into mitochondrial inner membrane from matrix; mitochondrial respiratory chain complex IV assembly. The record is from RefSeq and is a predicted model, not a curated record. Lineage: Eukaryota; Viridiplantae; Streptophyta; Magnoliopsida; Brassicales; Cleomaceae. Gene Ontology annotation, cellular component: mitochondrial inner membrane. The transcript has 10 exons. The coding region runs from base 175 to 1389 and encodes 404 amino acids. Gene Ontology annotation, molecular function: membrane insertase activity.
CAAGUUCCUUCACCGAUUUCAAACUGAGUUCCAGAAUCUCUCUUUUGAAAUUGAAGCGGUAUUGGUGAUCGAGCUUUACCAGAGUCUCUCUCUCUCUCUCUCUCGCUCGAAGUCGAAAUCGAAGCGGUACUGGAGAUCGAGCUUUUCUUAAUCCCCUGGAAAUUCCUGCUAGAAAUGGCUUGUUUGCGUGCUGUCUCGAGGAGGACAAAUCUUUUGCCUAGACAGUUUUGGAUGCUCGAACGGCCAGUUCUUCAUGUUAACAAAGAUGAUACCAGAACUGAUUAUUUGAAUUCCAGCCCUUUGACUUGUGGACUGCAUAGUCAAGCUCGUAGGCAUGAUUGUUCGUUGGAAGAGAGGAAACACAUGUCUUUUGCCCGAACAUUGGGAUCUGGCUUCUUACUCUGUAGGCACAUGUCUUCAAAACCAGAAGAAUGUUCGAACAAGAUCGAUUGGAAUUCCACAGUUGUUGAGGAACUUGUCCCAGAAGAAUCUUUGGAAGCAGUAAUCUCUCAAGUCUCCUCUGUAAAAGAGGUGGCAAUCGCUGCUGCAGAUUCUUCUCUUCCUGUUGCUGCCAUCCAGCACUUUAUUGAUAGUGUUCAUGCAUUUACCGGCUUCAAUUGGUGUUUAUCGAUAGUUCUCUCGACUUUUCUUGUUGGAGGAUUAUAUAUCCCAGCCCAUGUAAAACGGUUGAAUGCCGGUCCAGAUUUUGCUAAUACUUUUCAACAUGCAGUGAAAAUGAUCCAGACAGAUCUAGUGAAGUUUAAAAGAGAAUGGCUAUUGAUCUUUGACGACUUGAAACCUGGUCUUUCUCUACUGAUUGCAACUGCUGCGGACUGGUUCAUCUACAUCAGCACUUUCCUUGCAAUACGGAACAUGGCUCAGAAGAUGCCAUCCUUCGAAAGCGGUGGAAUCCUCUGGUUCACUGAUCUUACAACUCCAGACAGCUUUUACGUCUUGCCUGCUGUGUUGGGAGUCACUUUCUGGUUUACAACGAUGUCCGACGACUCCUACCAAAGGCAGCAGAAACCAGGAUUUGAAGCCUUUAGCCUUCUUUGUUGGAUCUUUACUACUGUUGCAUUUCAAGCUAUAUUCAGUAUUGAAUCGGCAGUGUUCUGUUUCAUGAUCUCAUCUAAUAUAAUUGGGUAUGGAUUAGAUAUGGCGACAAAAUCACCAAAGGUGAGGAAGUUGCUCAAGAUUAGAAAUCUCCCAGACGGUUCUCCUGAUGGAGUUACGCUCUCCGAGGUGUUAGAGAUAUCCCAGAGGAUCCAAAGUGCCAGUAAAGCCCCGAAUGCCACAAAGAAGGAGCUGUUAAAGAACGCGGAGAGGAUCCAAAGUCCCAAGAAAAUCCGGAAUGCCGCAAAGAAGAAGGGCAAGAACAAGAAGAGGUGAAAACUCAGAGAGUUGUACCUGAACUGAAACUGUUUUAGUCUGUCUUCACUUCAUCUUCUUGGUAGGUUCCUCCUCUGUUCUUAGCCAUGAAAUAAGCCUUUUGGCCUUUUUUCUAGUUUCAUCUUCUUGGUAGGCUCCUCCUCCAAAUUUAACCGUCAAAUCAGCCUGUUGGUCUUUUUCUUCUUGAUAUUUAAGGUUUAUAGUUUUAUUCAACUAUAUUGUUUAUAUACUAUAUCUAAGUCAAAACUGUUUAUUUAA